AAAAUCCUGUGCAGAAGAAAUCAAUUCCUUAAAUAUUGUACGACUGCGACACUUCACCUCCUCACCUCUCUCACUUCAUUUUCAUUUCUAGAUCAACAAACACCGAUACUAGAUUCACGUAUUCUCUUCACUUCUGCUGCGAAUCACAACCGCGAUCUUCAAGGAUUUAUGAGAGAUUGUAGUAUAACGGAUUAUGGCAUCAGAAACGGCUAUUGUUAAAGUUUCGGAAUCUCCCAUAUCAGAAAGGGAAAAUUUUGAUCUUUCCGGACCUGUGUACCUGACAACAGUUGAUUGGACAAAUCCGUGUCACCGGAGGUCUGUUGCAGCUAGUUUGGUUCAGGCUGUUUAUAUUUUGGAACGAGACCGCCAAGAGAAGCGAGAGGGGGACCAAGCGCUUGCGCCUCUGUGGUGGAAGGCUUUCAAUUUUGAGUUAUACAGGCAGCUUAUCGACGAUGCUGAUUCUUGCAUUUUUGGUGCCAUAUAUAAACUCAGUUCGACAUCUCCGGAUGACCAACAUCAGGCUCAAGCUCCACGCUACGUUGUUGCCUUUCGAGGGACCAUAACCAAAGGAGACGCAUUCAUGAGGGACCUUGAACUUGACAUCCACAUCAUACGGAACGGGCUGCACCAAACUUCUCGGUUUGAGAUAGCUAUACAAGCCGUUCGUCAUGUGGUUGCGACGUUCGGAAGCAGCAACAUCUGGAUAGCCGGACAUUCCCUCGGAGCUGCCAUGGCGUUGCUCGCCGGAAAGAACAUGGCAAAGAGUGGUGUUCUCCUCGACGCCUUCUUGUUCAACUCGCCGUUCUUUUCUGCCCCGAUCGAGCGGAUCAAGGACAAGAAAGUGAAGCACGGCCUCCGGUUUGCAGGCAGCGUUAUCACUGCAGGACUAGCUCUUGCCAUGAAAAGCAACAACCAAGCUAAUCGUUCUGGCGGCACAUUCGUUUCCUUGGCCGCGUGGCUGCCGCAUCUGUUUGUGAACCCGGCCGACCACAUCUGCGCGGAGUACGUAGGAUACUUCGAGCACAGGAAACGGAUGGAGGAUAUGGGAGCCGGAGAGAUUGAGAGGCUGGCGACGCAGCACUCCAUCGGAGGACUCGUGUUGAACGCGUUUGGGAAGCAGUCAGAGGAGCCGCCGCAUCUCAUUCCGUCGGCGCACGUGACUGUGAAUAAGGCUGCAGCCAGAGACUUCAAAGAAGCUCAUGGGAUCCAUCAGUGGUGGAGAAGUGAUCUUCAGUCUGAAACCAAGACGUACACCUUUAGUUAGAUAAAUCCCUGCUUCCAUUCCUUUGAUUUGUUAAAUUAAUUUCUUGAAAUAUGAGUGUACUGUAUUGAUUUGUAUUAGAGGAUCUCGUGUGAUUUCUCGUAUUUCGAGGUGGCGGAGACAAUGUAGUCCCUAGUGGUGAUUGUCGAUGUAAAAAUUAGGACCCCCCACCACCACCUCCACCUCUGCCUCUUCUGCAGCUUGGUCACCACCUAAAUUAGGUCCACAUCUUUUGCUCAUCGACUUUGACCA
This is a messenger RNA of Salvia hispanica, 1513 nucleotides long. Its product is annotated as alpha/beta-Hydrolases superfamily protein. NCBI's taxonomy places the organism in Eukaryota, Viridiplantae, Streptophyta, Magnoliopsida, Lamiales, Lamiaceae. The record is from RefSeq and is a predicted model, not a curated record. Gene Ontology annotation, biological process: lipid metabolic process.